AUGUCGAGUGUUGUCGUGACCAAGAACGAAAAUGUGUCCCUCUCUAGUCCAGCAUCUAUCAAUUCCGAGCUUUUCUCGCACCGUCAUAAAAAUGUUAUGACGUGUUCUAGUCAGAAUCUCCGAAAUGGUAACUCCAGAAGCUCUCAAACUAGAUUUUUGGAACCAUAUCCUGUCUCGCAUAGUGACAUCUUGGAACUUGACAAGAAUAGGCCGAGCACACUUAUCGGACAGCAUAGAGCUAAUUGGAAGUGUGAGGCAUGCAAAAGUAAGGAGCCGAAAGCAGGUAACAGCAAUACACCUAUUCAUGGCCAUGGCGACAAAGUUUCGCGGCGUCGAGGUGGUGUGGUGCUGAGCCCGUCCGAGGAGUGUGUGCCGGUUUCUUCCUCUGAAAAUACCGAUAGCAAGCAAUGGCAUAUGCAAUUGCUUAUUGAAGAAAUGCGCUUGUUUCGUAAGGAAUUACAGGAAAGACGUCGUGAGGUACAAGCGUUUAACGAAACAUUAGGCGCCAUUGUGACGCGAGUUGAUCUUUGUGAGGGCAGAUUAAACCAGUUGACCUCACGCAUGGACAAGAUAGAAUGUCACCAUCUAGAGCCAAACAGUAGUGAGGCGACGCUGUCUUGCACUAUUGACGCUUUAAAGGCAGAGUUGAAUGAGCGUGACCAAGAGCUACUCAUGAACGACAUAGAAAUUACAUGCAUACUGGAGCAAAAAGGUGAGGGUCUACAGCAUAUCAUGAUAUCCUUGGCGAAGAAAAUCGGAGUCCAACUGGAACAGCUUGAUGUGGUGAGCGCUGUUCGUGUUGGUCGGUCGCUGGACGUUAGUGGGGGCGGAGCUACGACCCGUCCUCGGCCCAUCGUUGUUCGCUUAGUACAGCGUGCCGUCCGAGAUGAACUGCUUCACGCGGCCCGUGUGCGUCGUGGAGCUACCACUGAAGGUCUAGAUCUCCCUGGCCCACCGCGUCGAUUUUACAUUAACGAGCGGCUGACGCGGACGAACCGUCUACUAUUUCGUCAGGCGCGUGAAAUUGGUGAGCGGUCAGGAUGGCGCUUCGUCUGGACCAAGGACGGAAAGGUAUAUUCCCGUAAGCAUGCUGCUCAAGGUGUUCCUCGUCAUCGUCUGCGUACUCAGAAGGAUUUCAUCAGAGUUUUUGGCCCUGAAGCCGUUGGAUCAUCUCAGGCCUGA
Molecule: messenger RNA, 1182 nt
Organism: Diatraea saccharalis (sugarcane borer)
Lineage: Eukaryota; Metazoa; Arthropoda; Insecta; Lepidoptera; Crambidae
Source: the annotation of a GenBank genome assembly